This is a messenger RNA of Paramuricea clavata, 620 nucleotides long. The record is from the annotation of a GenBank genome assembly. NCBI's taxonomy places the organism in Eukaryota, Metazoa, Cnidaria, Anthozoa, Malacalcyonacea, Plexauridae.
GUUGAAUAUAAAAGAAAUCCAUUAGAUAAACAAUGAUUACAAGCAAACAGGUCCAAGACGCAUGUAGAGGUCCUAUUACUUAUUCCAAAAUUAAAAUAUUGAUGGAACAAGUGGGUAGUAGAGCGACCACCAAGAAAAACCUGGGUGAUAUUCUGGAAGCAUUCAAAGAAAUUGGACCCCUUCAUACCCAACUAGAGGAACAUCUUCAAGAUGAUGAGGAACUACUAGACGAUAUGAUGACAUUAGCCGACAUAAAACUGGAAGUCAAUACUAUCACCGGUAUGGUGCAAGAACAUCUGGAUGAGAGAGCAUCAGGAUCCAACAGUUGUAGCAAGUCGCAAAGUAGUUCUAUGCGUAGCAGAUCGCCCCCUGUCAUACAACAGGAAAACGCAGACUGCCAAGAUGAAUUCGACAAGCAAGAUGAGGAAAACCGAGAGGCAGACGAACAGCGGUCACAGCAAGCUGCCCAGCUAUCGGAAUUAUCCCGACAGAAGAGAACGCCGCAGGAACAAACCAAUGAAGCCGAAAGACAAUCUGCAGUCACGAGCAAGAAAAGAGACGUCUCAUGACCUACAACACCUGUUCUUCCUAAAGAAAGAGAGCUCAACGGUACAGAGAAA